This is a messenger RNA of Halichondria panicea, 804 nucleotides long. RefSeq names its product piggyBac transposable element-derived protein 4-like. NCBI's taxonomy places the organism in Eukaryota, Metazoa, Porifera, Demospongiae, Suberitida, Halichondriidae. The record is from RefSeq and is a predicted model, not a curated record. The coding region runs from base 1 to 789 and encodes 262 amino acids. The transcript has 3 exons.
AUGAACACUCCACCCUCUCAACCACCCCACCAACCACCCUCUCAACCACCCCACCAACCCCCCUCUCAACCACCCCACCAGCCACCGCCACCGCCACCACCCCCUCCAGGUGCAAAUGUUACCCAAUGGUCUGAGAAUCUGACGACUGUCACAGUAAACGCCUUCACAUCCCUGACCGGUCCCACUGUAGAGAUCUCUGAUUGCCCGCUACACAUUUUUCACCUCUUCGUCAACGAAGAACUACAGGAGAAAAUAGUGGCUGAGAGCAAUAGAUACGCCAGGGAGGUUAUGGGAGAUGACAAGUACGAUAAAUGGAAGAAGAUUGACACUGAAGAAUUGGAAGCGUAUUGGGGUUUUUGUAUUCUUAUGGGGAUUGUCCACUUACCAUCUCUGGACGACUAUUGGAGUAGAGACCCUCUUACACACUACGCCCCCAUCACGACAAGGAUUCCUCGGUGGCGCUUCAGGGAAAUCUCUCGGUACCUGCACUUUGUCAACAACCAACAUCUUGCUCCGAGAGGAAGUCCCACGUUUGAUCGGCUGGGUAAGGUCCGCCCUGUGAUUGAUCAUUUCAGCUUGCAAUUCUCAGCCUUGUAUAAUCCAUCCAAGAAUCUUGCUGUGGAUGAAGCAAUGAUCAAAUUUCAGGGUCGGUCCGCUCUCAAGCAGUAUAUGCCUAUGAAGCCGAUCAAGCGUGGGAUCAAAGUGUGGGUACUGGGAGAUAGUACCAAUGGGUACUUCAGUCGUUUCGAUGUGUAUACGGGGAAGCAGGAAAUACGUCAUGGCGUAUAAUCGGUUAAGGCAGUG